UCUCAUCGGACGAUCCUCCUCGGUAGGACGAUCGGUUUGUCUAUGGCACCGGAGGCAACCUGACAGUCCGUUUUAAAAUCCGAUCACAAUAGUACAUCAGCACGGAUGUAUUAAUUUAUAUGCCCAUUUAGAUUUAAACUUAAGGAGUGGCAUACCAUCGUGAAUGGAGUAUCUCAUCCCACAAAAGGUCCGUUUUUCACCCGUAACGUACCAUCGCCUGCGAGGAAAUCUGACCCUCCAGCUGCAGGAGGAGUGCUGUCGAGCCGAACAUUUUUCUCCACCGUCAUCCGAUCUGACACCAUAUCCAAUGGUUACAGCCUAACAGCCGUCACACCGCACGACACGGAGUUUUUCGACAGGACACACGAUUUUAAGUCACAAAAUGGCAGUUUUCAGCUCACAGGUGCUUCUUGCCGUAACAAGAUCAAGGGGAUCCUACAUGCUUUCUAAAAGACACGGUUGUGCUUCACUCCCGUCGAACGCAUGCAUAUGCUACCAUUCGGAGUUCCUCAGCCGGGCUGCCGUCACUAACAGGUGUCCCAGGCCGCUGUACCCCUGUUACACAUCCAGCUACAUCCGCCCUGGUUGCGUAGCUGCACGUCCCCUCCACAGUUCUUGUGCUUGGCUUCAAGAGGUGAAGGACACCACUGCGGGUUCUGAACCCAUCAAGGGUGAGCCUGUCCUUGCCGCCUCUGGCACUCAACCACCUCCAGCACCACCAGCAGUGCCAAGAAAGUCCCUGGGACAGAGAGUCCUGGAUGAGCUCAAGCAUUACUAUCAUGGCUUCCGUCUUCUGGGCAUCGACACCAAAAUCGCGGGCAGGAUGGUCUGGAGGUUACUGCACGGGCAGCAGCUCACCAGGAGGGAGAGGAGGAGGCUGAUGCGGACAUGUGCCGACUUGUUCCGGCUUUUGCCCUUCAUAGUCUUUGUCAUCGUUCCCUUCAUGGAGUUUCUGCUCCCUGUAUUCCUCAAACUCUUUCCAGAAAUGUUGCCUUCCACAUUUGAGACAGAGUCCAAGAAGGAGGAAAAACAGGAGAAGGGACUCGCUGCUAAACUGGAGCUGGCCAAGUUCUUACAGGAGACCAUUGCUGAGAUGGCCAGGAGGAAUAAAGCAGCUGUUGGAGAUGAGACUCAGAGGUUCUCGACUUACGUGCAGCAGGUGAGGCACACCGGUGAACAGCCCAGCACCAAAGACAUCGUGAAGUUCUCCAAGCUCUUUGAGGAUGAGCUGACGCUGGAGCAUCUGGAGCGGCCGCAGCUGGUGGCCUUGUGUAAACUGCUGGAGCUGCAGCCCAUCGGCACUAAUAACCUGCUGCGUUUCCAGCUGAUGAUGCAGCUGCGCACCAUCAAGGCCGACGAUGAGAUGAUCGCCAAGGAGGGUGUGACCACAAUGACUGUAGCCGAGCUCCAGGCCGCCUGCAGGAGUCGCGGCAUGAGAUCUUUGGGUCUGACCACAGAUCAGCUCCGACAGCAGUUGCAGCAGUGGCUGGACCUGCACUUGAAAGAGAAUGUGCCACCGUCCUUGUUGCUGCUUUCUCGUGCAAUGUAUCUGACGGACCUCGCUCCUAAAACUCCAGUCAUCCCACCGGUGCCCAAACUGGAGAAAGCCACUCCUCCUCCUGUGGAGGCCGAAACAGCAGCUAAAGGGAAUCCGCUGUCCUCCUCAGUGGAGGUGCUGGUGGAUUCUGCUCCGGUCAUCAAAGACAGAAAGUCUGAAGAAUUGUUGGAGAAACCCAGAGGGCUGGACAUGCCAUCACCCGAAGCUCAGUUAAUACAUGCUAAAGAGGCAGAGCUGUCACAGAAGUCCAAGAUGAGUGCCAAUGGGAUGUGAGAGGCACUCCAUGUUUCCUCAUUCUGUUGCAGAUGAGGGUGGAGGUUCGAGUUUGGCUGCUUCUGCUGAGGAAGCGUCUCUCACAGUCCAGGAUUUCCGAGGCCUUGCCGUCUCACACCUCUCAUACGGACCAGAUGGACUAGCCGCAUCACAUCCUCCAUCGACAUCUGGUCCUCAAAAAGGAGGAACAUUGUUUAUGUUAGAAUUUAGACAUCACUCCAGCUUGACAUCCGACAUGUUUACAUCUCCCAUCCCCCUGAAGAUUUGACGAAUAAUGUAAAUUUGCAAUGAAAAAAACAUCAAAAACCAGGAAAUGAAAAAAGGAACUCACAAGACUUGCCACUCUUUGCUGAACUUCAUUGUGUAAAUGUGUAAAUAAAUUGUACAAUACCUGCAUAUUAUAUAAGUGCUACUGCUUUAUACAGUCGGCUGUGCCAAAUGUGUGGGCUAGAAGGUGAAAGAAGUCAUAUUUUAAUAUGAGGAAUGCAUAUGCUUGCAUUCUGGAUUUAGUUUGGCAGAUGAAUUGUAAAUGGCCAAGUAUGUGGGUAUUUUUUUAUUUGAAAAUGUCAAAUUCCCUUUUCUAAGGGAAUUUUACGUUCACUCCCUCAGGAGAUUAGCGGUGUAGCGAUUACGCCAGGCCUGCCUAUGGCAGACUCUGCAGUUUAGCACAAAAAAUGUUUUAUCAUAAUCUAUGUAUUUAAUUUGUUCAUACUAUGCUGUGUCCCCCUUUCAAUCAUGCGUUGAAAUUUAACGCAUGAUUCAAGAAAAUCUAAAUGGAGUCGUAAAGUUAACGUUUCACUUAUGGUUAAAAAUAUUCAAAAUUCCCCUGAAGACAAACGUUAUUGAGUUUCAUGUUGUACUGGAUAAACUACUGGGAGGGAAAACAAUAUAGUAUGGCAGUACUGUAAAGUUUUAAUUUAAAAAGCAUUGAAUCCCCCAAAUGUUUGCUGUGUUUAUCCCAUAGCCUGCAUUCAACUCAACUGUAAACCUAAUUGAAUUUGUUGCGUCUGUAAACUGCCGUCCCAUUCUGUCCUGGUGCACUUUUUUUAUGUUGAUCAAUUGAUUAAAAUUGAAAAUUGAGUUUGAAACUGCCUCUCAUUGUGUUAAACCGCGUACCAUCUUUUACCACUGUACAGUCAAAAAGUAAAGGUGCUCAAUGCUCAUAUCUCUUUGUGUUGCACAUCCCAAUCAUUACCCCCGUUUAUUUAGUGUAAUGUGAACAAAUAAAAUGGUU
Sinocyclocheilus anshuiensis is the source of this 3065-nucleotide messenger RNA. Its product is annotated as LETM1 domain-containing protein LETM2, mitochondrial-like. Gene Ontology annotation, cellular component: mitochondrial inner membrane. The coding region runs from base 383 to 1831 and encodes 482 amino acids. The record is from RefSeq and is a predicted model, not a curated record. Gene Ontology annotation, biological process: intracellular monoatomic cation homeostasis. Gene Ontology annotation, molecular function: ribosome binding. NCBI's taxonomy places the organism in Eukaryota, Metazoa, Chordata, Actinopteri, Cypriniformes, Cyprinidae. The transcript is spliced from 12 exons.